AUGUACGGAAACCCAGGACCGUUCACCUAUUCCCCAGGGGGCUUCUCACAGGACGACUUCCUCCAGCAGAGGCGUGGAUUCCAACAAGAUGAUUUUAAGAGCUCGCCGCUGCAGAGAAGCAACACAUUUAGACCCAAUGGCAAAUCCAUAUACAUGCAGAGAAAGGAGUACUCUGACACACUGAACAAACAAGCUGACAACUUCCACCACAGAGUGGAGCACCUGUUCACCUGUGAGCUGGACGGCCAGGAGGUGAGGAACCUGGACGAUUGUGUGGCCAAGCUGAAGAGGCUGGAUGCCAAAGGCCGUCUCUGGGCACAGGAGAUGAUCAUGGAGGUUCAGGGAGGACAUCUGCAGCUCAGUGACAUCGAGACCAAGGCUGACCUGGAGUCUCUGCCGUUGAGUUGCAUUCUGGAAACCAAAGCUGUGCUGGACAGCUGCGCGUACAACUCUCUGCUGACGAUCACUGUGCAGGAUCGCAAAAAACGCCUCCCUCAGGUCUUCAUGUUCCAGUGCGAGGAGCUCGGGGCAGAGCAUGUCAAGAGUGAUCUAGACCACAUAGUCCAGAACAGAGGAGCUGAUGAAGAGCCCCGCAGAGGCCAAUCUCACAUCAGGAAUGAUCUUGAAAACAUCAUCGGGCUGAAACGUCUGGGAAGUUUCCAGCAGCCUUGGCCUCGUCCUGUGCAGCGAGAACUGACUCCCCCUCCACCAGAUCCUCAGCCGCCACAGUGGAACAUGAGAGAGUCAGAGAACAUGCCUCCUCCACGGGGCUACACUCCACCAGAAGAAACAUAUCAACAUACUGAAUUUAACGGACCGCGGAACAGCCAAGAAGUUUCUCCACCACCUGAAUAUGCAGAGAUUCAGAGGAACACGGACAUUUUAAACCAUAUUUUGACUGAUAUGGAGAUCUUCAUGGACAAAGUGUCUGCUGCAGCGAAUGCAGCCGCACCCAAAGAGGAGAAAAACAAGAAGAAGAAGAAGAAGAAGAAAAGCCAACAGAAAAAUGCAGCACCACUUAUCAAUCUGCCACCUUGGGAAGAAUAUGUUUCCUGUCUUCAGAAAAUCAAAUACGGGUUCAAUCUGCUGGGCCAACUAGAUGGAGCACUGGAAAACCCCAGCGCUCCAGACUUUGUCCACAUCUUCUUCUCUAGUUUAGGCAUGAUGGUGCCUCUGUACCCGGCAGACUUGCCCCCCUCGGUGCUCGCCCCCCUGCUGACAGAGCCGGCCGUGCUGCUGCUCAGUAACGUCAUCAAUCCGCAGGAGGACCAGCUCUGGAGGUCCCUGGGAGACAGCUGGAACAUCCCCAGGUCUAGAUGGCCGGAUGACAAUAUCCCGCCUUACAUCCCAGACUUCUAUGAUGGCUGGCAGCUGCCUCCCAUACCCGCCCGGCCCCGUCACCAGAACGGUCCAAUCAGCAGGAGCAACAGCCAGCACUUCCCACCUGGUGGUCCACAUGGACAAAUGAAUGAAAACCAGAACUACUCACCCAGAGAGAUGCAGUGGCAGCCUGAAGAGCCUGUGGUCAACGGAGCAUGGGCUUCCCCACCACCAACACGCCCCAGUGAGUCGAAGGUGUACAUGCGCGUCAUUUACGACUUCAUGGCCCGGAACAGCCAGGAGCUGAGCAUUAUGAAAGGGGAUGUGGUGCAGGUGUUAAAAAAAAACAAGCAGUGGUGGCUCAUUCGCAACAACCGUGAGGAGGAAGGUCACGUCCCUCAAAAUGUUCUGGAGCCCAUGGACAGAGCCGAGUCCGUGGGAGAUCCCCAAGAGACACAAAACGCACCACCUCUCAGUAUGAUGUCCACACCUGCAGAUGUGAAAGCCUGGCUGGAGUACAAAGGUUUCUCAAAAAUAACGGUGCGCAGCCUGGGCGUGCUCAACGGCAAGCUGCUGCUUGGGAUGACCAGGGACGAGAUGAGGACUGUGUGUCCAGAGGAAGGAAGCAAGGUCUUCUUCCAGCUUCAGGCCAUCAAAUCAGCCAUCGCACUCGCCAGUGAAUCAGCAUACGGCCCUUACAACAACCGCUACUGACGACCUAACGCAGGAUAUUCCUCAGCUCAUUUUUGAUUUUUCGUCUUGUUAAACAAUGUUAUAAUGAAGCCAAAUAUGGGAAACUUGGUGGCUAAUUCACCCUUUUUUCUGUCAUUAUAUUAUAAGGAUUACUUAAUUCAGCAUUAUGGAAAUUACCAACAAAUACUGUUAUCUUGAGUGUCAUAAGCGAUGUGGCUAUAGUUGCAGCUAUAAUUUUGAGUUAAUCAAUUCAUAUGUAACUUUGAGAUUGUGCAAUAUCUAUUUAAGCUCACUUGUUCUGAUAAAACACAAUCUAUGCAUGUAAAUGUUUAAUGCAACAAGAUUUUCUGCUUUUAAUUGUGCCUGUCCAUGUUUUGUGCAAUGCUUAGACUAACAGGAGAUACGUAUGAAAUAAAAGUAAAU
Messenger RNA from Myripristis murdjan (pinecone soldierfish), 2436 nucleotides. RefSeq names its product EPS8 signaling adaptor L3b (gene eps8l3b). The coding region runs from base 1 to 2034 and encodes 677 amino acids. Gene Ontology annotation, cellular component: vesicle; plasma membrane; ruffle membrane. Gene Ontology annotation, biological process: regulation of Rho protein signal transduction; positive regulation of ruffle assembly; Rho protein signal transduction. Gene Ontology annotation, molecular function: actin binding. The record is from RefSeq and is a predicted model, not a curated record. The transcript has 19 exons. Lineage: Eukaryota; Metazoa; Chordata; Actinopteri; Holocentriformes; Holocentridae.